AUGAGUCAGAUUGGAUAUUUGAAAGAUUUAGUUAGGUUUAAAUUUGAAGAUUCAUCACUGUCUAUUGUUGAAUCAAACCAUGAUGAUCAUCAGUUGGCCAAAGCUGAUAACAAAAUGAAGGUUGACAAAUGGAAUGAGUAUGAAGAUAAGACCAUUGUCGAAAUGUUGAAAUCAACUCAGGGAUCUCAGAUGACUGAAGGGGAAGAAAGCUCAAGUUUAUUUAAUACACCUUCGUCAAAACGGUCACAAGAUGAACGAGAUGAUGUUCCCGAGCUUACUUCUACAUCAAAGAAGGUGUGUUUAAAAACUAUCAAGAUUGAAACGAUUUCAGAAGAGGAGAUUAAGAAUGACCGUUUCGAAGAGGAGAUUUAG
Molecule: messenger RNA, 372 nt
Organism: Eruca vesicaria subsp. sativa (arugula)
Lineage: Eukaryota; Viridiplantae; Streptophyta; Magnoliopsida; Brassicales; Brassicaceae
Source: the annotation of a GenBank genome assembly